AUGAAGUUCUUCGCCUCCCUCCUUGCUACGGCUAGCUUAGCUGCGGCGCACGGCUAUGUCGACAACGCGACUAUUGGCGGCGAGGUCUACACCUUCUAUCAGCCGUACACGGACCCGUACAUGUCGCCCAUUCCAGACCGCAUCUCGCGGCCUAUCCAGGGCAAUGGACCGGUCACCGACGUCACCUUGGCCGACUUGCAAUGCGGUGGAUACACCGAGGGCGGCAUCGUUGGGUCAUCUCCCGCGGCACUGCACGCUCCCGCUGCUGCUGGCUCCAAAGUGACGCUAUACUGGACGCUAUGGCCCGAGAGCCACGUCGGGCCCACCAUCACUUAUAUGGCCAAGUGCCCUGAUGCGGGCUGCGAUUCCUACAUGCCCAACAGCACAGCCGUGUGGUUCAAAGUACAAGAAAGUGGUCGCACGGGAACGUCCAACACGUGGGGCGACACAUCGCUCAUGACGGCCGGCAACGCGGGCGUCUCAUACACGAUCCCCAGCUGCCUGAGCGCGGGCAACUACCUCGUGCGCCACGAGAUUAUUGCCCUACACGCCGCAUACAGCUACCCCGGCGCCCAGUUCUACCCGGGCUGCCACCAGCUCAAGGUCACGGGCGGUGGGUCGACGACCCCCUCAGACCUGGUAGCUUUCCCCGGUGCGUACAAGGGUUCCGAUGCCGGCAUUACGUACGAUUCCUAUCAGGCGCAGACUUAUACCGUGCCUGGACCUGCUGUGUUUACCUGCUAG
This is a messenger RNA of Pseudomassariella vexata, 744 nucleotides long. Its product is annotated as endoglucanase IV precursor. The coding region runs from base 1 to 744 and encodes 247 amino acids. The record is from RefSeq and is a predicted model, not a curated record. The transcript has 2 exons. Lineage: Eukaryota; Fungi; Ascomycota; Sordariomycetes; Amphisphaeriales; Pseudomassariaceae.